This is a messenger RNA of Racocetra persica, 299 nucleotides long. The record is from the annotation of a GenBank genome assembly. Lineage: Eukaryota; Fungi; Glomeromycota; Glomeromycetes; Diversisporales; Gigasporaceae.
CAUCAAGACCUAGAAAAAACAAUCCUCUACUUUCGUUGUUAAAAAGACAAAAAAGUAAAACUUGUCCUUCUAACCAAGUACUAUGUGGAGAUGGAUGUUGCAAUAAAAAGCGCUGUUGCGAUGGGUUUGAAUGUUGUAGUGGAAAAGAUGUGUGUUGUGGAAGUGCAUGUUGCGAUUUAAGCAUUUGUUGCGGGUUUGAAUGUUGUGAACCUCCAAAUGUGUGUUGUGAAAAUAAAGAAGUCGGUGUAACAGAUUGUUGUGAACCAGACAAAUGCACAAAAGAUGGUUGCGAUGGAUGA